Molecule: messenger RNA, 6684 nt
Organism: Neofelis nebulosa (Clouded leopard)
Lineage: Eukaryota; Metazoa; Chordata; Mammalia; Carnivora; Felidae
Gene: TPP2
Product: tripeptidyl peptidase 2
Exons: 25
Coding region: 84-3119 (1011 amino acids)
Biological process (GO): proteolysis
Cellular component (GO): cytosol
Molecular function (GO): serine-type endopeptidase activity; tripeptidyl-peptidase activity
Source: RefSeq, a predicted model, not a curated record
CCGCGGCCGCCCGGGUGUCCUCGCGCCGCUCGUCCACGCGCAGCCUGGCAGUUUGCCUCUUCCUCGUCCUGCAGCCUGCGUCCAUGGCCACCGCAGCGGCCGAGGAGCCCUUCCCCUUCCACGGCCUCCUGCCCAAGAAAGAGACCGGGGCCGCCUCCUUCCUCUGUCGCUACCCAGAGUAUGACGGGCGGGGGGUGCUCAUCGCCGUCCUGGACACGGGGGUGGACCCCGGGGCUCCUGGCAUGCAGGUCACAACUGAUGGAAAACCAAAAAUCAUCGAUAUCAUUGAUACAACAGGAAGUGGUGAUGUGAAUACUGCUACAGUAGUAGAGCCCAAAGAUGGUGAGAUUGUUGGUCUUUCAGGAAGAGUGCUCAAGAUUCCUGUGAGCUGGAUAAAUCCCUCAGGCAAAUACCAUAUUGGCAUUAAAAAUGGCUAUGACUUCUAUCCAAAGGCGCUCAAGGAAAGGAUACAGAAAGAACGGAAGGAAAAAAUCUGGGAUCCUGUUCACAGGGUGGCCCUUGCAGAAGCCUGUAGAAAACAAGAAGAAUUUGAUGUUGCCAACAAUUGCCCUUCUCAAGCAAAUAAACUAAUCAAGGAGGAACUUCAAAGUCAAGUGGAAUUGCUAAAUUCUUUUGAGAAAAAAUAUAGUGAUCCUGGCCCUGUGUAUGACUGCUUGGUGUGGCAUGAUGGUGAAGCCUGGAGAGCCUGCAUUGAUUCGAAUGAAGAUGGGGACUUGAGUAAAUCUACCGUGUUGAGAAACUACAAAGAAGCCCAAGAAUAUGGUUCUUUUGGCACAGCUGAGAUGUUAAAUUACUCUGUUAACAUAUAUGACGAUGGAAACCUGCUGUCCAUUGUGACCAGUGGAGGAGCUCAUGGGACACACGUAGCUAGUAUAGCUGCUGGGCAUUUUCCUGAAGAACCUGAACGGAGUGGUGUAGCUCCCGGUGCUCAAAUUCUUUCAAUCAAGAUUGGCGAUACAAGACUAAGCACAAUGGAAACAGGCACGGGCCUCAUAAGAGCUAUGAUAGAAGUCAUCAAUCAUAAGUGUGAUCUUGUCAACUACAGCUAUGGAGAAGCUACUCACUGGCCAAAUUCUGGGAGAAUUUGUGAAGUCAUCAGUGAAGCAGUGUGGAAGCAUAACAUAAUUUAUGUUUCCAGUGCUGGAAAUAACGGUCCGUGCCUUUCUACCGUCGGUUGUCCCGGUGGAACUACAUCGAGUGUAAUAGGUGUUGGUGCUUAUGUUUCUCCUGACAUGAUGGUUGCUGAGUAUUCCCUGAGAGAGAAAUUACCGGCCAACCAGUACACGUGGUCUUCUAGAGGCCCCAGUGCCGAUGGGGCCCUAGGAGUGAGUAUCAGUGCACCAGGAGGAGCCAUUGCUUCUGUCCCUAACUGGACAUUGAGAGGAACUCAGCUAAUGAAUGGGACAUCCAUGUCUUCUCCUAAUGCGUGUGGAGGCAUCGCCUUGAUACUUUCUGGUCUGAAAGCUAAUAAUGUUAACUACACGGUUCAUUCAGUCAGAAGGGCUCUAGAAAACACUGCCGUGAAGGCUGACAAUAUAGAAGUAUUUGCCCAAGGACAUGGUAUUAUUCAGGUUGAUAAAGCCUAUGACUACCUCAUUCAGAAUACGUCAUUUGCUAAUAAAUUAGGUUUCACUGUUACUGUUGGAAAUAAUCGAGGCAUCUACCUCCGAGAUCCCGUUCAGGUGGCCGCACCUUCAGAUCAUGGCGUUGGCAUUGAACCUGUAUUUCCGGAAAAUACUGAAAACUCUGAAAAAAUAUCCCUUCAGCUUCAUUUAGCUUUAACUUCAAAUUCAUCUUGGGUUCAGUGUCCCAGCCAUUUGGAACUCAUGAAUCAGUGUAGACACAUAAACAUACGUGUGGAUCCCAGGGGCUUAAGAGAAGGAUUGCAUUAUACAGAGGUGUGUGGCUAUGACAUAGCCUCCCCUAACGCAGGUCCUCUGUUCCGAGUUCCAAUCACUGCAGUGGUAGCGGCCAAAGUAAACGAAUCAUCACAUUAUGAUCUAGCCUUGACAGAUAUACAUUUUAAACCUGGUCAAAUUCGAAGGCAUUUUAUUGAGGUUCCUGAGGGUGCAACAUGGGCUGAGGUGACUGUGUGUUCGUGCUCUUCUGAGGUGUCGGCCAAGUUUGUUCUCCACGCAGUGCAGCUGGUGAAGCAGAGGGCGUAUCGAAGUCAUGAAUUCUAUAAGUUCUGUUCCCUUCCGGAAAAAGGGACACUGACUGAAGCUUUUCCUGUCUUAGGUGGGAAAGCAAUUGAGUUUUGCAUUGCUCGUUGGUGGGCAAGUCUUAGUGAUGUCAAUAUCGAUUACACCAUUUCCUUCCAUGGAAUAGUGUGUACUGCUCCUCAGUUAAACAUUCAUGCGUCGGAAGGAAUCAAUCGUUUUGAUGUUCAGUCCUCCUUGAAGUAUGAAGAUCUGGCUCCCUGCAUAACCUUGAAGAGCUGGGUCCAGACACUGCGACCACUGAGUGCAAAAACAAAACCUUUAGGAUCAAGAGAUGUUUUGCCAAAUAAUCGUCAGCUUUAUGAGAUGAUCCUGACCUAUAACUUUCAUCAACCCAAAAGUGGGGAAGUAACUCCAAGCUGCCCACUACUUUGUGAACUAUUGUAUGAAUCAGAAUUUGACAGCCAACUGUGGAUUAUAUUUGACCAGAACAAAAGACAAAUGGGUUCGGGAGAUGCCUAUCCACAUCAGUAUUCUUUGAAACUGGAAAAAGGAGAUUAUACAAUUCGACUACAGAUCCGUCAUGAGCAGAUCAGUGAUUUGGAACGUCUUAAAGAUCUUCCAUUUAUUGUUUCUCAUAGGUUGUCUAAUACCUUGAGCUUAGAUAUUCAUGAAAAUCAUAGCCUUGCACUUCUAGGAAAGAAGAAAUCAAGUAAUUUGACAUUACCACCCAAAUAUAAUCAACCAUUCUUUGUUACUUCCUUACCCGAUGACAAAAUACCUAAAGGGGCAGGACCUGGAUGCUACCUUGCAGGAUCCUUAACGUUAUCAAAGACUGAACUUGGAAAGAAAGCUAAUGUCGUUCUAACUCCCAGGGGCAGUCUGCAGCAAAACGACAAGGAAAAUUUAAAAAGAUUGUUUAUCUUUGGGUCGUCCUGAAAAUGGCUUGAGAGCCACUACUUCAAAAAAUGAGAAAAAGGUCUUCUAGAAGCCCAUUAAAAAUAGAAGGUGCUUAUCACAGAGGCAUAGCUGGGAUUUUUUUCUAUUGUAUAUUUUGGUUGCUCUUCUGGGAAUUUUGGUGGAUUUUGUUUGGAUUCGGUUGUGUAAGGAAACCAUUAAAUGAGUAAGAAGGUUAUUAUUACUUGGUUAGGAAAGCUUUAUAUAAAGCUAGAGGCAGCUAGAGUUGCCUCUUCCCAUUUCUCCCUGUCUUCAGGGCAAAUACGUGUGAAGCUCUUAUUUUAUAAAUAAUCAUUAUUACAGUUUUAUAGUCCCAUUACCAAAAAGAUGUAUAUGUUAAUUUAUUGCCUGAACAAAAUACCAGCUAGCUUUUGGUGCAUAGCCCUCAGUGUAUAGUUCCUCUGUAUUUCAGUGACUUUUGAUUUGAAAAUCUAGGUUACCUUUUUUAAGUUCAUUGUCGUAUGAAAGAAUAUGGUUACUUUCAACAGAUGAUAAAUAGCAUUCAAAUAUGAUACUAAUUUUAAAAUAGCUAGUUUGUGUGAAGGCAUUAAAGUUUUGAGUUUAGCCAUUAAUAAUUUAAGAAGAAAAUUAUAAUUUUUGAACCAAAAUUUAAAUGGCAGUUAUGUUGCCCAGAAAAUAAUUAUCGGUUUUGCAGGUCGAUUGGACUUUCUAAAGGAAAUGGUUCAUUUCAGACACUGUCAAAGUACUUGGUGAAUAGCUGAAAUGGAUGUUUUUUUUUUUAAAAAUUGUUAAGUAUCAACUAUAGAGAACUUCAGCAUUUCUGCUCUGAAGAUUCAUCUUGCGUACCUUUUUAAAGCAUAAUCAAGAUUUCUCAAGAUUUAAUGGCACAAAAUGAUUUCUAUUAAACUGACCCUGUACUAAGUCCUUGAGAAGUGAAUUAAAAAAAUAUUGACAAAAAGAACAAGUGAACAUGAUAAAACAAAAAAUAACUCAAUUUUUCUGUUGAUUAGGAAUUAAAACUGCCAUGUUCAUAAUUUUUAGUAAUAAAAAAUUACUGUCCCAAAAUAUUUUAUAGGAUUUUAUUAACACUUAAAAUAGCUAAUUUGACAUAUUUAAUAUUUAAUAAUUAAAAUGCUGAUCACAAAAGCUUGAUUUCCCCCCACUUCAAGGUCAUUCCUCAUAAAUUCUCCGUCUCGUGCUUUUACUGAUAGUUUAUGGUUGCCAUGGUACCCCAUUUCUUCCUAUUUAUAGAUCUUUGUUAGAGUUUGUUGUUAAUCGUACAUUAAGUUAAUGGAUUGCUCAUUUUAAAUUCAAUUCUGUUUUCUCUCUUCUGUACUAAAAUGUAAUAGCAAAUGCCUUACCUUUGAGCUUCAGAGGAGGAAUUGCCUCACAGCAGAGACUCCUUCCCAUCCUGACAGUUGCCCCUGUCCCUAAUCAGGCAAGGAGGAGGGGAUCUAAGGGAGGCUCACAUUAGAGUAGAGUCAACACGGCCAACAAGGUUGCCUCCUGCAGGCAAGUGUCCACAUUCUAGUGCAGUGGGUUCCAAAGAGAAUAGGACUGUAGUCAGAGGGUCAGCAUUCGAGGCUGUCUCUGCCCCUUAACUCUUCAGUGGAUUGUCUGUGCUGCACGGAUGACACUGAGUGAGUGAUCCUUUCCCAGAAGAACCUGAUGGUUAAUUAGCAACUCAGAUUUUGCAGAUGCUUGAACUCGGCUUUGCCCGCGCAGUGCCCACUUAGGAAGGCGACCUCAGGAGGAGGGGGGAAGGAUGGGUAGCAGGGUCCUGAGGAGCUGACCCAAGCAGAACCCCUGCUUCUUUUCCCCCAUCUCACUCUGCACACGCGACCUUGGCUUGCCAGUGCUGGCUUCCGGCCUCCAAGCGGGGCCCUGAGAUGGCUGCAGGUGGAUGUGUGUGGUUCCGUCCUCCCAGUGGUCCUAGCGGGCUUCAGACGGGUCCUGUCGAAGUGUGGCUCCCGUUUGACGUCGGAAUGCUGUCAGAACUGCAGCAGUGUUGCUUAUAAAAUUUAAUUGUGAGAAUUGCUAACGUGGGGAUAUCCGUGUUGUAUUUACACCUGAAAAUCCUAUUUGGGGGAACGUGGGGGCUUGCAAUACUAUUUUCUUUGACUUAACCCGUGUAAAGUUUUUUUCUGAGAUUCCUGUGAUUAGGGGAGUAAAAGUCUUCUUGAUAACAUAAUUUUUUCAGUUUUAGAAACUUUGUUAAUUAAAACAAAAGGUUUGAAUUUAGCAGCGUUUUUAAUAUAAACCUGAAGAUAGAGUUGGAGAAGUUGACCUAAUAAAUAAUGACUUAAUUAAGGGCACCUGGUUAUUGUGCCAGAAACAGAUUAGCCAGCGUAAUAUGGGGUUUGAUUUCCCAGAUAAUGCAUUAGUUUCAACCAAUAAAGACUUCUGUGCUUUCAUAGAAUAGAGGGAAAUAGAUGUAAUUAGAAUUCCAUUUCUCUGCUCUCUUGUAAGCGAAGCUUCUCAAACCAUCUGUGCCUGUUUACUUCCCACUCUGUCUGCAUCUCUCCCAGGCAGCCCUUAUCCCCCGCUGUCCAUGGAAACAGCUACUCUCUUGUCAUCUCUUGCCGUGGUAGCAGCCACUGCUGCCGUUUGGUUCUUCGGGAUUCUGUGGCAGGCCCCGCCCCAGCUACAGGCCCUGGUUGACCACUCCUCUCUGCCCACUUGUCCUCACAGCCCCUCUGGGGCCCGUCUCCCUCACUCCCAAGCAUCUUUGAAACCGUAGAAUGCUUUGGAUCAAGGCCUGGGCUUCCUCUUCCCCUCCCUCAGCCCUGCUCAGUCUUAUUUGUCCCCAACUUGCAACCCCAUCAACACCACUGUCAAUUCUGCAUCAUGGAUUUCUAAUCCGUCCGCUUCUUCCUCUUCUACAGCCUCUUCUUCACAUCAGGGCGGUGCUGGGAAUUCUAGCUUUGCUCCCUAACUUGUCUCCCUCCUUCUUGACUUCGGCCAUCUAUCAUCCAUUCUCCAAAUAGUAUGAAGAGCUAUUAAAAACAAACCAACAUUUUUCACAUGUGUAGGAUCCAAAGUCAUUAAAUAAAGAGCAGAAAGAAGUCUUUAAUCAUGCCACUGCCUUGCCUACAACUGUCCUGUAGGCUUCCUCUUGCAUUUAGAAUAAAAUCUGUAUUUUUGUGCCAUAUUCCAUCAGCCCCACUUACUAUGGUUGCUGCCCAUUUGCUCUUGCCGUGUCCACAAGCUCGGGUUUUUAUACGUCCUCCUCUUCUGUCUUCAGACUCUUCUCCCUCUCCUCAUUUGGGUCGGUUAGGUUCAUUGAGGCUCUUCCAUUUAGGUCAUGUGGGUUCACUUAGACAGGGUAGUCCCUGUUCCAGCACCACUGUGUCUGUGCUGUUCCCCCACCGUACUGAGCAGCUGCUCUCUGUCCCUGCAUUCUGUUUCAUUUUCUUCCUAUCGUGUGGGAUUAGCCAAAACUAUUCAUUACUUGUAUGUGUCUGUCUUGCCCCACUGGGAUGUGUUCCCCAAGGGCAAGGAAGGGCCUUGUCUGCUUUGUUCUUCACCUUGUAGAGCCUCACAGGGCCUCAAUAAGUCCUGUCGAUUGAAUGAAAAAAGAAAAUUU